Messenger RNA from Salvelinus fontinalis (brook trout), 1655 nucleotides. RefSeq names its product MARCKS-like 1b (gene marcksl1b). NCBI's taxonomy places the organism in Eukaryota, Metazoa, Chordata, Actinopteri, Salmoniformes, Salmonidae. Gene Ontology annotation, molecular function: calmodulin binding; actin filament binding. Bases 200 to 802 code for a protein of 200 amino acids. Gene Ontology annotation, biological process: actin filament organization; central nervous system development. Gene Ontology annotation, cellular component: cytoplasm; plasma membrane. The transcript is spliced from 2 exons. The record is from RefSeq and is a predicted model, not a curated record.
GUUCAACCAGUGUCGAAUCUAGUGGGUAUGUUACUACGGGAGUGAGAGGUUCAACUCUGGAGAAAACACCAAGGAAACUAGCAAGGACCCCCCCACAAAAUAUCUAAUUUUGCUAUUGGAUCCAUUACCACUGCCCGGGAGCUGGAUUAAAUUGAGACAACUUUUUGCUUUAAUUCUCUUUGAAAAACACCGAAUAACGAUGGGUUCCCAAGCGUCCAAGGGAGGGGUAGCUGUGGAGGCGAAUGCUGCCGAUGUCGCCACCGUCAAAACUAAUGGACAGGAGAAUGGCCAUGUCAAGUCCAAUGGUGACGCCACAGACACUGCCACUCCAAAUGGUUCUGCCGACGCCAAGGAGCCUGAAGCAGGUGCCGGAGGGGACGCCAUCGAGCCAGCGCCCGCCGCCGAUGGUGAGGCCGCCAAACCAGAAGGUGAGGCCGCUGCCAAGGGUGUCUCCAAGAAGAAGAAGAAUUUCUUCCUGAAGAAAUCUUUCAACUUCAAGGGCCUGAAACUGAAGAAGACCAAGAAGGAGGAGGCGGCCGCUUCCGCUGAGGAGAAACCUGCAGAGAACGGCGCUGCUGUGUCUACGGAGGAGAAGAAAGCAGAGGAGGGGAAGGAGGAGGUUGUGGCGGCUGCUGCAGAAGCCCCUAAGGCCGAGGAGGUGCAGGCUAAAGCAGAGGAGGAACCUAAGGAGGAGGAGGAGGUGAAGGAGGCUGCUGCACCUGCACCAGAGCCCACCAAACCAACAGAGGAGACCAGCUCGACCCCCGCGGCAGAGGCCCCCUCCCAACAGAAUGCAGAGUGAUUGUAUCUUUACCGACAACAAAGGACUUGUGUGGACUGUUUUUCAAGAGAGAGAGAGAAAAUAGUUAUAAAUAUAUAUUUCUAUAUAUGUGUAUAUGUAUACAUAUGUAUGGAUAUAUGUAUAUGUAAAUAUAUACACAUUUAUGUGAGACUCCAUUGUGUCACUUUUGUCAUUGUAACAAGAUGACAGACUAGAUUCACUAGUUCACUUCCCUGGUUACGGCGAGACAGGGUCAACCUGGUAGUAUUAUGUGCUGGUUGCUAUGGAACAAUGGGAUUUAUUGGACAACAAAGUUGGAAGACACAGUUAUGGAUGGGAGUCGAGUUGACCUGUCUUUUCCCCAAAACACCCGACUCAAAAAAAAUGAUGCGUCCACAUGUAGGAAUGAACUGGAUAGGACAGGACACCAACCCAACCACCACAUGAAAUGACUAUUAAUUAAAAAAAAAACAAGAAGAAGAGAUCAGAAAUUGAAGGAAAAAAAAGACUUGCCAACUUUGUACAUUCAUAUAUUUUAACCCUAAAUUUGAAGUAUUUUGUGGUGUACCUUUUAGAGAACCAUUUUAAAGAUUCAGAGAAGCUGUGUUUUGUUUGUUUUGAAAGAAGAAACAUAAGAAGCAACUUUAGAUUUUUAUCUUAAAGGGGGGGGGGGGUCUCUUGAGUUUGCUAUGUUCAGUGUUGCCGUUUUAAAAGGAAGCAGAGUUGUUGAUCUGUCUGGUGUGUGUAAGUCUGACUCUACUUUCAUGUCUCUAAAUACAUUGGGACGGAUACUGUUCUUUAUUAGGCUAAUGUUGACAGAUGUUAUGGUUUUAUUGUAAAGUUGACAAUGGUAAAUAAAUGUUGGUUACCAAUA